Anopheles arabiensis is the source of this 3682-nucleotide messenger RNA. RefSeq names its product mucin-19-like. The record is from RefSeq and is a predicted model, not a curated record. NCBI's taxonomy places the organism in Eukaryota, Metazoa, Arthropoda, Insecta, Diptera, Culicidae. The transcript has 3 exons. The coding region runs from base 1507 to 3399 and encodes 630 amino acids.
GAACUCCUGAAGAGUGUAUCUUCACCUCCAGCGUCUACUCUGUCGAGGCUUUUAUUCUAGCUGCCCAGUGAAUGCGUGAUUAGAUAGCAUUUGUCAGUGCUGAAUCGUCCGCGCUGUAGAAUAGAUGCCUCGGGAUCGCUCCGAGCUGCCAAGCGAGGAGAGCUAGGAGCUACGUGUGUGUGUGUGUGUGCGCGCGUCCGCGUUUGUUAUCGCAAGUCGUGUGCGAAAACGGAUGAGGUUCGGCAAGGCCUGAGUUAGUGUGGUUGGAAAAUUUCGGGGAGAAAGGUGAAAGUUGUCGCCGAAACGCGCCGCACAUAAAGCAGCCGGAGAGCGCAAGGAGCAGCCGGAGUGUGUUUGUGGGUGUGUAUGUGUGUGUGUGGUUAAGUAGUAAAGUUUGGGGCCGGAAGUGGGCCCAGCGCGGCAAGGACACUCUACCUGAGACAGGUUGGCAAUAGCUUUCCCUGGUCACAGCCAAUCAACCAAUCAACCCAACAGUACGUUGUGAGAAUUGAGGAAGUUCUGGAAAAAUUCUGGAAAAAUUCUGGAAAAAAAUCUGGAAGAUCCGAUUUUUGGAGCAUCCAGCAACGCCCGAACUCGAGCGCCAAAAUAGCCUGAGCAAGCCUGCCCGAUUUCAAAGCUGGGACCGACCUGGGUGUGGAAGAAGUCACGCAUCAAUCAAACGGUCGUGGUGCCACCGACGACGAGCUCAACCUAACCGCUUGCAGUCGACGACGCAGACGACGAACCCGGCGCUCGGGGAUAUUCUGUGGCGUCUUCUUUGCUGGCGUGCUACUGCGCACUGCUGCAGGAUGCAAUAUGGUUGGGAUCGUGCACCGUUCCGCCAGUAGGGUAACGCCCCCAGUGCCUGUCGGUCGGAACAGUCCGGACGAGCCCAUCCAGUGGUGCAUCAGUGCCGAGCGAGGCAGCAUCAGCAGUCGAAGCGUUUGACCCUGUGCGCCCAUCUGCGUCCCCGGCUACUGCUGAAUGCGAUGCAUUAAGGCAGUUUAAGUAAACAACUGCAACCGAACAAACUGUAAACAGAAGCGCGCAAUUUGCGUCCAUACGCGAAAGGAAAGGAAAAGGAAAAGAAAAACAAAACCCUUGUGCUAGUGGUACGUCCAUUUUUUUGGUGUGUGCAAUUUCUUUCCCUUCCGUGGGUUCACAAGGAGCGUGGUUUUGAAGUUGUGGUCCCCUCCCCACUGUGAGGUGUGAUUGUGACCAGCUCCAGGUAUCCAGAUAUCACACAGGCGCCGCACAGGCGCUCCAAAACGUUUCAGUUCUUUGCCGUACUUCCUCCAACGCCGAACAUCAUUGGCGCACCGGGAAGUAAGUGAAUCGAGCCAACAGAAGGAAACGCGAGAGCGAGCAAGCGAGUUCCCCGCAUUUAAGCACCGUUGUGUGUGUGUGUGUGUGCUUCCUGGGUGUGCUCCAACGCGUCUUCAAAGCAGCUAAACACCGGGUCACCAGCCGGAAUCGCCCCAAGUGCACGCAGCCACCGCCGGGAGGAUGGAACAGAUCGUUACCACGAGUGUCUGCUUUUUAAUGAUUUUGGCCAUCGUUCGCGUAGGCAGCGUUCCUGCACCGAGUGACAUCAUAUCAGGGCGAGAGUUCCUAUCGAUACUCAUGAAACCGACCGCCGAAACAUCACCAUCAUCGGGUGCUGCGAAUGGUGGCGGAGCUGCUGCACCAGCGCGCAACUUCCGGGGGCUGCGCAAGUUUCGGCACUUUUACCUCGAUCAGUCCGGCACGAACGAUGACACGAUACUGCCGAUCGAGGCACUGUUCACGUCGCAGGAGGAUCUGGACCGGAGCAGCACCCGGUUCUACGGCUACCGGAGGGGCGGCCAACGGGCCAGUAGUAAUGGUGGCUCUACCACUACCACCACCAGUACCAGUACGACACCUUCCACAACGACGGUAGAGGAAGAAGCGUUGGUGAACGGUGUCGAUCCGGGCAUCACCACUACCGCAUCACCGCCGCCACCCUCGUGGCACGUUGACGGCGAGCCAACGACGCCGCCGAUGGAGGCGAACGGUGGUACCGCGGGCGAGAGUGCCGAGCUGACGACCCUGGAUGACGCUAGCACCACCACCGUGCCGCCGCUGGAGGAGGAGGAGGAGAAGGAUCAAACGACGGCAGCGCUACCACCGGUGGUGGUGGCCCGAUCGCCCGGUGGUGCGCGGUACGCCAAGCGGGCCAAAGCGAUCCAGCAGCCGGUCGAGUCGGCGGCGCACCAUUCGCACGCCCACCGGACCGAGCUGUCCGUCGAGGAGCUCAGCCCAACGAUCAGCAAGGAGGAGGAGCCGGCGCCGCUCGACGACUCGGCCAAGGGGGAAUCGUCGGCGGUGGCGAAGCUGAUCGCACCGCCAGCCGGCUCCCCGCAGCGGUACCGCACGCAGCGCAAGCAAGAGUCCGCCGGUGGUCAACCCUUCCAAACGGUGCGCUACCACGACCGCAAGCCAACUACGGGCGACGUCGGCACGCUAGCCUGGCGCGAUAAUGACGGCGACCAGAAGGCGCAGCUGAAGCCGGCAAUGAGGGAGAAGAGCAGCAGCAGCAUCGGCCCGGCGCCGAUGUACUCCGAGCCGGCCCGGUUCUACUCCGAGCCGGCCCAGUACUACUCCGAGCCGGCGAAGGUGUACUCGGAACCGGCCAGGAUCUACGGCGAGCCGGAAAAGGUGUACUCGGAGCCGGCGCGCGUCUACUCCGAACCGGCGAAGGUGUACUCCGAGCCGGCGCGCAUCUACUCCGAGCCGGCGAAGGUGUACUCGGAGCCGGCCAAGAUCUACUCGCAGCCGUCCAGCUACUGGCAGACGGUCUACUCGGCGCGCCCGGCAGAUCCAACGACGACCGCAGCCGCCCCAACGACGACCACGAUGCCGACAACGACGACGACGACGACGACGGCGGAACCGGUCGUCAGCACGGAACCGUCCACCGCACCGGUGCGGCUGGUGUUUAACGAGCUGGACAAGAUCCCGUACGACCAGCUGAACGCACCGACGGUCGACGGUGAGGAUGCCGGCAGCUCGAUUCACAGCGCGAUCGGGAAGUUUGUGCCGAAGCAGAGCCACGGCCAAGGCGCCGGCGAGGAGGACCCACGGCAGACGUUGGGCGUGCAGCAGCAGCAGCAGCAGCAGCAGCCGGCGGUGGUGGUCCAGACACUUGCGCCCGGAGUGCUCGGCCCGGGCGACGACUCGAAGGUGGGGUACGUGGUCGAGGGCCGCAACUACCGCAAGUACCGGGUGGAGGAGAAAACACCGGACGGGUUCAUCGUGGGCGAGUACGGCGUGCUGUCGCACAACGAUGGCAAUCUGCGCGGCGUCCGGUAUACGGCCGAUUCCGACAUCAAUCCACGCCUGAUCUACGACGCACUGCUCAAGUUUCUCUCCCUGUGAGUGGUGUUUGUGUGCGUGUGUGUGUGUGUGUGUUUAGCAUCCGAAGUCGAGUCAUACGUAGCCAAAUAGAAGAGCGAAGCGAGCGAGAGUAGGUUGUGAGCGCGCGAGCCAGCCAGGUCUGGGAGGAUGUUAGCGAAGCUGACAGUUAGCGAAGCUGACAGUAGCGUACAGGAUACAUAUAGAGGUGCGUGUGUGAGAGAGAGAGGGAAGGAGAUAGCGAGAGAGAUAGCGAGAGAGAUAGCGAGAGAAAGAGUGUGAGAGAGAGAGAGAGAGAGAGAGAGAG